AUUAUAACAUCUUUGUAUUAGGCCUAUUGCAUAUGGCGUAUUCCAUUCGGGAGUAGGCAGUUGAUUUGGCAUAUUUAUAAACAUACAUGCAGCAGUUGAACUUGGAUUCUAUAAUAAGCACAUCAUAAAAAGUCUACGCGAAGACUAAAAACACUGCGGUAGCAUACAUUUUGUAGUUAAAUUUUUCGGGACUGUUGCUUCCGUUAGUUUUCGGUUCUGAUUUUAGCGUGUGCGCACAUGUUUCCGCUUAUCUUACCGUGAUUUUUUUAAUUCUCAAAGUCCAUACUUCUGCGACGAGUGAUCACCGAGAUUGAUGGGAAAAACAAAGAAAAAGACUGGAAACCAAGACAGGUUGAAAAAGGUGAAAGAAACAAGUACCUUCAAACCACAUAACAAAAAGAAACCCAAAUUGCAAAAGGGUGGAAAGAGCAUCAGCGGUUCUCCUCUUGAGAAUAUUUCUGCGAUUCAGGAAAAUUAUUCAUUGAAAAAGAGAAAGAAGUCUGCAAAACUUUUGUCUAAAAAGAAAAAAAAGGAAUCUAAAGCUUUGCAAGACAAUGAGACUAGAGGAAAGAGUGCUUUUAAUGUAUUGAAAGUUAGUGAACCAACAUGUAAGGCGAGUGAAUCUGUUAAAGAAUACACAGAAAGAGUCGACCACAACUCUUCUGGAAAGAAACUUAAGCCCAUAGUAAAUGGGAAACAGACUAAUGUGAAACAAAAUAAAUCUAGAAAGAAAUCUGCAGGAAAUAAUUCCACAGCUCAGACUGUUAAAUCUGACAAAACAUCAGAGACAGGUAACACAGCAGUGGACAGUGAAAGUCAGCAGAAAACAAAAUCAGUAGUAAAAAAAGUUAAGAACAAGGGGAAUACAGCAAAAUGUAAGACUCCUCAAACUGUGUCGAAUGAGUGCAGUGUAUCAAAGAGAAAGAGGAGGGAAACAGAUCAAGACAAGACUGAAGGAUCAGGGGAGAAGAAGUUUAAAGAGGCAGAAAUUGCUUCCCAAUCAGCUAAAUCAACUGAUUCAACCGUACAGCCUCACCCAGAAAACCAGUCAACUGUGCCAUCCCACUCUGAAAAUAAGUCAACUGUACCACUUCAAGAAGAAGUGAUUGAUUUGAUAAGUUCAGAAUCUGAAAUGUCUGACAGUGACUUCUCUUUAGUUGAUCUCACUUUGGAUGAUACUGAAAACGAGGCUGUGAACUUUGAACCUGAUCAAAGUCAGGACGGACAACCUGAGACAGAGGCUGCCGGGGUUGUGUGCCAACAGGAGGAUGCUACAGUGUCCCCCUCUCCCCAGACUGCAGGAUCCGUCGACGUCAGAGGCAAAAAGGACUCUAAAAUGACCAAAAAAUCUAAAGAACAAGAUCCACCGAGACUCCAUGCUUUGGCUUCGUUUGAUGGACAGGUGCUUCUAGUGUUACAGAAUCCAGGCAUUUAUUGUUUUCUGGGCAGAUGCUUUGUCAAAUGUGUUCACGGUCAGGCGAAGGUACUCGGGUACCGGUUAACAGAUCAGUUCCAGGCCUUCUACUCCCCAGCCUGUAACAGUUUACUGACCAUCACUACCAAAGGGAACCAGUUUACUGACCCUGAAACGGAGGCUGGAGUUGAAGAGGUAGCUGACACCUCUCAAAAGAAAAUUGAAUCUAGCGAAAAAGCAGUGGAGGAUUUGUCAGAACAGGAGACGGUGAGGAAGAUAUACUCCCAGUGUCUAUUGCUGAGUAGUGACAUGGAAAAAUUACCUAAAGAAAACAUCACCAUUUUGAUUGUUAGAAAAAUGGAUUCCAAUGUCUUUGAUUACAUUUCCACCUUCAAAGCUUUUACAAAACUCUGGGAUAACCCAGUUCCUCUCAAGUCAAGGACAGAAGAGAAAACUCCUGUUGACCUGAAACUUGACUCGGUCAGGAUGACCUAUAUCUCGCCCCAGACAGAUAUCUCAAAACAGAGUGUCUCAAAGCAACAGCUCGGGAUAGCUCAGAAGUGGGAUGAUAUUCUUAACUCAGAUAAGGAACCAAUUAUAAUGGUUGUGGGUGGAAAGAAUUCAGGAAAAUCCACAUUGAAUAGAUAUUUGAUUAACCACACCCUGAAUAAAAUUCCUGAGGUCUGUUUUCUGGAAUGUGAUAUAGGUCAGACAGAGUUCACUCCCCCUGGCUGCAUCAGUCUACAGGUUGUCAGCUCACCAGUUCUAGGUCCGCCAUUUACCCACCAGAAGGUACCCAAGGUGUGCCACUACUUUGGAGGACUUACUGCCACAGACAGCCCUAACCUGUACAUAGAGUGUAUCCGUAAAUGUCUGCAGGAGUACCGCAACAUGGAACAGAGGCACCACCGGAAGCUCCCCCUAGUGGUCAACACCAUGGGCUGGAUCGAGGAUCUGGGCCUGGAACUGUUGAUCAGCAUCAUAAGGAUGACCCUACCUAGUGUGUUAGUCCAGAUCAACUUCAGGAACAUCAAGAUGAACGCUGAGCCCCUCACCCCUGAGUUUGUGAACUACCAGCCAGGGUGGGUGGGGCACUCCAGGUUCUACAGAAGUCGUGACUGUUCCGGUCUACAGGGGAACUCAGAACAUUGUCUGCUCGCGCUCGACUCUCCGGCUAACACUACCAGGCGGCGAGAUCAGUGGAAGCCCUUUGAGCUGCGAGACCUGGCCGUGAUCAGCUACAUGAGUUCUGUUCUGAGUAAAGACUCGAGUCUGAGUCUGGAGACGCCGUACGGAGUUCCGUGGAGUAACAUCGCCAUCAACAUCUGUAGGAAGGGCGUGCCCAAGCAGGAGUGGAUGUCGGCCAUUAAUGCUACAAUAGUGGGUCUGGCUCAUGCUGAUCUGUCAGAGGCCAGGAAAGAUGGAGAGGAUGAGCCUUAUUUCUUUGACACCACCCCUGUCUGCCCCUGUAUAGGGUUUGGUAUGGUUCGAGCCAUUGACAUGGAGAGGAAGACCAUCUACAUCACCACGCCCCUGAGUCUGGUUGACCUAGUUCAUGUGAACACCCUCAUCCGUGGCUCCAGUAAUGUCCCCCAGCAGAUCUUUACUGAACAGAUCACCAGGGAAGUAAGGGAAAUUCCUUAUGUGAGCAGAAUUACCUCCACCUGGGCCUCAAAGAAUCCCAGACAGAGAAAGCAUAUCCCAGCAAAGUCAAGGAAGAGAGCAACAGAGGCUAAUACUUCCACAGAAUAGAAAGAGAGUGUGGAAAUAAGGAGAGAAAGUAUAAAGAGAUUACUAUGUAAUUAUUUGUAAAUACAUGUAAUGCUCUAUAGAUACUUUUUCAAAUUGAGAGAGAGAG
Magallana angulata is the source of this 3272-nucleotide messenger RNA. Its product is annotated as polynucleotide 5'-hydroxyl-kinase NOL9-like. The transcript has 14 exons. Gene Ontology annotation, molecular function: polynucleotide 5'-hydroxyl-kinase activity. The record is from RefSeq and is a predicted model, not a curated record. Gene Ontology annotation, cellular component: nucleus. Gene Ontology annotation, biological process: cleavage in ITS2 between 5.8S rRNA and LSU-rRNA of tricistronic rRNA transcript (SSU-rRNA, 5.8S rRNA, LSU-rRNA). Lineage: Eukaryota; Metazoa; Mollusca; Bivalvia; Ostreida; Ostreidae. The coding region runs from base 314 to 3166 and encodes 950 amino acids.